CAGCUACCGCAUUACCCACUGCCGCCGCGCGCGCGACCACGCGCCCGCUGCACCUCGCGGCUCGCUCCGCUCCUGUGACGCUCCGCUCUAUCCCGACUCUACACCGCAAUCGAUAUUCGCGGACUCGCGGCUACCCACCGUGCACCGUCGCGAGUGCAUCCCGUGCUACGCUCGCUGGCUCUCGCUCGGCCCGGGGAUGCACCGCGGCUUCGUCGACUCGCGCCCUCAAUAGUGCCACCGCGCGACAAACAUGCAACUGUGAAGUGUGUGCGGACAGUGACACAGACAUUAAACUAACCGUGAUCGUUUACAAGUUUUCUGGCGACUUACACAGAACGAGAUGACUUCCCAGUUCGCCUUCCGAGGAUCUCCCCCCAAUCAGAGCACCAUCUCGACAGCCUCCAACAGUCCGCCGCCGGCGCAGGCGGGAAUGAGCGCGGGCGCGGGCGGCGCGAGUGCCGCGGCCCGGCCCAGCUCGCCUGCCGCCGCAGCCCCGCGCUGCUGCGACACGGGCCGCCCUAUAUUCCAGGAUCCUAUCACCGGACAAACAGUUUGCUCGUGUCAAUACGAGUUUCUCAACUACCAGAGGCUCGCUUCCGGCGUGCCCCUGUCUAUGUACAGUGCCCCUUACUCUGACGCCGCAGCGGCUACAGCUGCCGGUAUGGCGGCGUAUUUUCCUGCUUUAGCAGCUGAUCAACCACCCUUUUAUACAAAUGCUGCUGCAGGAAUCGAACUCAAAGAAAACCUUGCCGCAAGCGCUGCUACCUGGCCAUACCCGACUGUUUACCAUCCUUAUGAUGCAGCCUUUGCCGGAUACCCCUUCAACGGGUAUGGAAUGGACCUAAAUGGCGCAAGAAGAAAAAACGCAACUAGAGAGACAACGAGCACCUUGAAAGCGUGGCUGAACGAGCACAAGAAGAACCCGUACCCUACGAAGGGGGAGAAGAUAAUGUUGGCGAUCAUCACCAAGAUGACGCUGACGCAGGUGUCGACGUGGUUCGCGAAUGCACGUCGCCGGCUCAAGAAGGAAAACAAGAUGACGUGGGAGCCGAGAAACAGGGUUGAUGAUGAUGACAAUAAUAAUGACGAUGAUGACCAUAAAAGCAACGAUGGAAAAGAUGGACUAGAUGGAAAAGACUCAGGAACCGGCUCCAGUGAAGACGGCGAUAGACCUCAGCAAAGAUUAGAUAUGCUUGGGCAAAGAACAGAAUCAGAAUGGUCCGAAUCACGCGCUGAUAGUGGUCCCGAAUCACCUGAACCUUAUGAAAGACCCAUUCACCCAGCCUAUCAGCAUUUACCUUCCCGUGCGCCACCCGGCAGUACUCCAGCGUCAGCUAAGCCUAGAAUAUGGUCCCUAGCGGACAUGGCAAGCAAAGAGGGCGAAGCGCCGGCACCACCAUCACCAGCAUCCGCAUUUUAUCAGUCUGCAGCCGCCGCUGCAGCAGCUCGCCUCGCUCAUCCUUACAGCCGACCCGAGUUGUAUCGAGGCUUGUAUCCUCCGACUCACCCGGCGGACGUGGCCCUCCUCGAGUACUCUCGUUCGCUAGCGCUUGCUGCGCCCGCCCCCGCACCUCCAGCUCCCUCGCCGUCCUCAUCGUCCACGUCGUCGCUGGCAGAGCCACCUCCCCCACCUCGGGCCUGACCACAAGCCCCACGCCCGCCGUUGGCGCAUCGACAAUAAUUUCGAUCUCCCCUGAAAGUGCCGCGAGAGGGCACUCAGCCUGUAAAUAGCGAUAGACUAAUAUAAAUAUGUAUACAUACGUAUAAAUACGUGAUAAUAAUGAUUAUGCACCGGUAGAGAAGCUUAGAUUUGUGAUAGUGGACACAUGCGAGCGGUGCGCCACCUGCCGCCGCCCGCGCCGUGAGGUUGACAACUCGCAAACGACGUCGACGCAGCGCCCGCGCCGACCGACCGACAAUACUAGGUGCUAUACAAGUUGGACCUUGCGACAUGUUGCUGUAGUUAUUAUUGGAGGUGGUUAAACGAAGUGAUUUCAUUCAAAAAUAGGUAUUAAUAUGUGUUAAGUUUCUUAUACAUAGAUAAACAACACUGUUUUAGAUUAUUAUUUGUAUGUAGUGUAAAUUAUUAUUUCAAAUAUUCUACUUAUAUUUAGUGCCUAAUUACGUCCAGUGUUUUCUAUUGUUUGAUAGUUUCUUAAAAUAUCUAACAUUCGAAUUUUAAUAUUUAUUGAUACGAGGUCAGUAGUAUAACGAGUCGUUAAUAUAAGAUUUUUUUAUCUACAAUACUUAUAUCAAUAAUUUAUAUCAGAUUUGGUGAGGAUUUCAGAAAGUCUGUAUAGCUUUUUCUAGUCAAGAGACUAUGAUUGUCUGUGUUAAACAUAAAUGAAAUUACAUACCUAUGUCUAGUAAUCACCUUUAGUUACUAAUGAAUUCCUCUUUGGUAGGGCUGGCAUGGGCAAGUAUCAGUCAUCAAUGUCCACUUACCCUUGUGAGAUCGCACAGGUUUGUCACAUCGGCAUUUACUAGGUUUUCUUGCGCCGUGGGCCGUGUUGUACAGUAGCCCCGGUUCAAAAGAGCCUAUUAUCUGUGUUAUAAUUCAUAGGUAAUAGGCACCUAAAGUUAGAAACUUCGAACCAUGUGGGACCAACGAAACGUGAAAUGCGGAAGAGAGUCGGGCUUCCUGCGAAAUUAAAAUAAUUAGAGUCCAAAUAAAAGUUGCUCGCUGCUAUAGUAUUUGUAGGAAAUUUACUGUCACAAUUAAAAUAUCUAGCAUUGCUGUUAACUUUUGUUUGCGUACGGCAGAACGUUAUAAAAGUUGAACAAACCGUGUUUGUGUUACAUACGCAUAACUAGGUGCCUAAUUUCCAUAUCAUGUUGUGCCAACCUUUUUUAUAUUAUUAUAUUACUUAAAUUAUCUUAAUUAAUUUGAUCGUUACUUAAAUUUAUGCAUUUAUAUUAAUUUCCGUGAUGUAUUUAAUGUAACAAAGAGCCUUAGUUAAAAGUUUAGUUUUUAGAAUAGGUUAACGAGAAUUAUACUUUAAAUUUUGAUUGUAUUAAGAUGAUUUUUUGUUAGUUUUCUUGUUACAGAGUCAUAGUACUAACGGAACCGUGUUUUCUUACAACUCUAACAGUUUUGACACUGGUGUAUUACAUCAAGAAUGUAUUUCACAUCUCGCACUUACAAAACUAGCUACGAAUCAUUUUUUUUAC
Messenger RNA from Spodoptera exigua (beet armyworm), 3171 nucleotides. NCBI's taxonomy places the organism in Eukaryota, Metazoa, Arthropoda, Insecta, Lepidoptera, Noctuidae. The record is from the annotation of a GenBank genome assembly.